AGGGUUAAACGACUGGAGGAGGGACAGGUGGGGCGGGGGUCUGCAGACCAGGUUGGCAACACUGGUGAGUUGCUCUUCUUUCGCCCUCCUUCGCUUCUUCUAUCCAAAGGGUGCUGAGCCCGGGAGGAGGUGGGAGGUGCCCCGCGGAGCCGGGAGUGAGCGUUCCCGAGGCAGCAGGCACCUUCGAGAGGGACUGGCAUUUGGGCCCAGGAGCCAGGAAAAAGUCCUGAGCGUGCCGGCCUCGAGGAAGGCACGUUCCCUAAGGGCGCACGGUCACUGCAGUCUUUCACCGUCCGUCUGUUUUUAGAACAGAGUUCUCGCCUGAGCUUAUAAAUCUCGGGUUUUGCCCCCAAACCCCAGGCCUUUUGCGGACGGAACAGGUGAGCACUGCGCACUGCCCGCGCCCCGGUUCUUGCGUCCCCUGCUCUCCCUGCGCUCUGAGCGGCCUGGCCCCCGCGGGCUCAUCAUGUUCCUUUGGGGGCUGAGCUGCCUGUCAGUGCUGGGGGCGGCGGGCACUGCUCUCCUGUGCGCGGGCCUGCUGCUCAGCCUGGCCCAGCACCUCUGGACCCUCCGCUGGAUGCUGAGCCGGGACCGGGCCUCCACCCUGCCUCUGCCCAAGGGCUCAAUGGGCUGGCCCUUCUUCGGCGAAACGCUGCACUGGUUAGUUCAGGGCUCGCGCUUCCACAGUUCUCGCCGAGAGCGCUAUGGGACAGUGUUCAAGACGCACCUGCUGGGCAGGCCAGUGAUCCGCGUGAGCGGCGCGGAGAACGUGCGCACCAUCCUGCUGGGCGAGCACCGCCUGGUGCGCAGCCAGUGGCCGCAGAGUGCGCACAUCCUGCUGGGCUCGCACACACUGCUAGGUGCGGUCGGCGAGCCGCACCGGCGGCGGCGCAAGGUCCUGGCGCGCGUGUUCAGCCGCGCCGCGCUGGAGCGCUACGUGCCGCGCCUGCAGGGGGCGCUGCGGCAUGAGGUGCGCUCCUGGUGCGCGGCGGGCGGGCCGGUUUCAGUCUACGACGCCUCCAAAGCGCUCACCUUCCGCAUGGCCGCGCGCAUCCUGCUGGGGUUGCGGCUGGACGAGGCGCAGUGCGCCACGCUGGCCCGGACCCUCGAGCAGCUCGUGGAGAACCUCUUCUCACUGCCUCUGGACGUUCCCUUCAGUGGCCUGCGCAAGGGCAUCCGGGCAAGGGACCAGCUGCAUCGGCACCUGGAGGGGGCCAUUUCUGAGAAGCUUCACGAGGACAAGGCUGCAGAGCUGGGUGAUGCCCUCGACCUAAUCAUUCACAGUGCAAGGGAGCUGGGCCAUGAGCCCUCCAUGCAGGAGCUGAAGGAGUCGGCUGUGGAGCUCCUCUUCGCCGCCUUCUUCACCACGGCCAGUGCCAGCACCUCGCUCGUCCUGCUGCUACUGCAGCAUCCAGCGGCCAUCGCCAAGAUUCGGGAGGAGCUGAUGGCGCAGGGGCUGGGGCGCGCGUGCGGCUGCGCGCCCGGGGCCGCUGGGGGCAGCGAGGGGCCCCCGCCCGACUGCGGCUGCGAGCCCGACCUCAGCCUCGCGGGGCUGGGCCGUCUGCGCUACGUCGACUGCGUGGUCAAGGAGGUGCUGCGCCUCCUGCCGCCAGUGUCCGGGGGCUACCGCACUGCCCUGCGCACCUUCGAGCUCGACGGCUACCAGAUCCCCAAGGGCUGGAACGUGAUGUAUAGCAUCCGGGACACGCACGAGACGGCUGCGGUGUACCGCAGCCCUCCCGAAGGCUUCGAUCCAGAGCGCUUCGGCGCAGCGCGCGAAGAUUCCCGGGGCGCCUCCAGCCGCUUCCAUUACAUCCCGUUCGGCGGCGGUGCGCGCAGCUGCCUCGGCCAGGAGCUGGCGCAAGCCGUGCUCCAGCUGCUAGCUGUGGAGCUAGUGCGCACCGCGCGCUGGGAACUGGCCACACCCGCCUUCCCCGCCAUGCAGACGGUGCCCAUCGUGCACCCAGUGGACGGGCUGCGGCUCUUUUUCCACCCCCUCACGCCUUCGGUUGCGGGGAAUGGGCUAUGCCUCUGACAUGCUUGCGCUCUAGGACACGGCUUGGCCGGUGGCUGUGGCGCGCACACAGCGCCACCCAUCUGCGGCUCCCCAUUGUAGCGUCGCGCGCCCACUCGUUCACUCGUUCAACAAUCUUUCAACAAAUGUUCGCCAAACGCGGAUGUGUGCCGGACUCGAGGAAGGAGGAGGGCGAGCCACCGCUGCCGCGCCAGAGAAGCAUCUAAGCCCAUGGGAAGAUGCCUUCUGCGCUCCGCGCCCAGAGGAAGGAAAAUGUCGUGGGCCAAGCAGGAAUGGAGGGAAUAGAUAGAUCCCCACGAGGUGCUGCUUGGCUUCCCCUUCCCGAGCCAAUCCAGGGAGGGUGCAUGGAUGGGGGAAGGCGAGGUAGGGGUGGCAGGGGAGUGGGAAUAUCGCAACUCGGGGACAUUGCAGAGACCCGACGCACGCGGUGGGACCUGCAACCCUUGUAAGGAAGAGGGCACGCCGUGGGCGCAACCCUGGCCUGGCUUUGGGCCAUAGAAAAAACACGCAGAGGAUGCCUGACGGAAGGCCCUCUGGCAGCUGGCGUCUGGCUUCGUGCGCCUUGGCCACUCUGCCGGUCUCGGCGGAAACUAGCAACUGUGGGCACUUCCAGGCUCUAAAGGGCUCAAGGUCACCGGAUUCUGCUGGCCACUUCUUAAAAGGAAAAAUUCCUACCUUAAGAAGGCACUUACUCUUGUCAUGUAUACAGAGGAGAAUAGGCACACCAACACGUCUCCAACGCUGGAUUAUUUUCAUGGGAGGUUGAGACAUAAUUAGAGAGGUUUGAGAUAUUUGUACCAAAAAUAGGAAGGCCAAGAAAUAAAGUGUCUUGGGAGCGGUUGAGUGAGGAGGCUAGGGUUUAGCUGGGCAGCUGCUCCCUAGGGGGAAGGCACUGGGGUGCAGGGUUGGGGAGGCCAGGGAAGGACCCACACCAGAGUAUACCCAGAGAGGAGCUGGGAGCUGGGCAGCCUAGGGCCUGGGCUGCCCUGACUUCUCUCUGAGUAUAACCCCGGAAGCUGGGCUGUGAAUUGUCUCCAGGUUUCAGGGACCUUAUUUUUAUUUUUAUUUUUAUUUUUUUGAGACAGGGUCUUCCUCUGUGGCCCAGGCUGGAGUGUAGUGGCACAACCAGCUCACUGCCACCUCUGCCUCUCGUGCUCAAGCCAUCCUCCCAUCUCAGCCUCCCAAGUAGCUGGGACUACAGGCACGUGCCACAACGCCUAGCUAUUUUUUUUUCUAUUUUUAGUAGAGACGGGGGGUUUCACCAUGUCACCCAGGCUGGUCUCAAACUCUUGGACUUAAGCGAACCAUCUGCCUUGGCUUCCCAAAGUGCUGGGGUUAGAGGUGUGACCCACCACACCCUGGAGUCACUCCUUUCCAGUGACGCCAGUCUAGUCCCUGUGCCCUCACCCCUCCCUGCCAUUUCAGGGCCUUCUGGUUUUACGGCUUCACCAUCCUCUCUAUCACAGAGAAGAAAUUGAGGAGCAAUCUAGGUGAAUGACUCACCUGAGAAGCCCAGCAAUAGGCUCCUGGACUCCCCAGCCAGUGCUCUCCUCCACCCCCAUCCCUUCACUCUUCUGCCCUAACCUCUGUUCCUGUGGCCAUCAGGUAGGGCUGGACACUUUGGCCUCCUUUUCAUGAUAAGCCCUAGCUAGACUUGAGGACUCUCAACCAUUCCGGUACAGAGGUUCCAACCAGUGUUUAAAUCAAAGCCAAAAGCCUCCGUGUCAUCAUUCCCAACAGCCCACUUCAAUCUGCCACCCAGCUUCCAACAGGCCGGGGCAGCUGGACAUAAGGGGUGAGCCAGGAAAGUAGCUGCCUAGGCCUGAGCUGACCCCUUAGUGAACCAGAAGAAAGCCAGUGCCCUCCUGACCUCAUGCUUAAGGUGGAUCCCAGGGCCAGAAGGAAGGGGGACACAGCAGGCACUUACAGGGUUGGUAGCUCCACAGUACAGCAAGCCCUUCCGACCUGGGCUGACACUGCCAUAACCUCCACACAGGGCAAUUCAUCACCCAUUGCCAGUCAAGGGCCUGGUGCCAGGCCCUGAGCUUGGGAGACACCAGGGGCAGCAAAGGUGGCAGGACGUGGGCCUGCCCUAAGAGUGCUCUUGCAAAUGCAGAGGACAGCCUGGCCUGAGAAGCGUGGGUUUGGGCGAGGAGAAGGAUGCAGGCUUCAGGGUUGAUUGUGAUUUAGAGAGAGGAGAGAAGAAUGGGGUGGGGACCCUCAGAAGCAAGGCUAGUUGAGCUGGUUCCAAGAAGACCUGGUUGACCUGCAUUGGGGUCUGGACUGACUAUAAGCCUCUGUAGGGAUGGCUCCAGUUUUAAUUUUCCAUGGGUACAUCAUGCUCAGUAAUUUUGAGGGAUAUCUUAGCUCCUGUUUUAGUAGCUGCAGAUUCUCUGGGGAAGGAGCAGAGGAGGUUCCUUCCCUCCUGCACUUGAUAUGCUCUGGAGGGAGGCAGACAAGAAAUAAACUAGCAAACAAAAGGGUAAGAAUAUGUCCAGUGGUGAUAAUCGCCGUCAUGGAAAUAAAACAGGCCUGUGAUAGAGAGUGUCUGGGGCUAGAUUAGGCUGGAUGGGUGGGGGGAACCUUGGAGGAGGUGACAUUUGACUUUGGAAGGAACCAGCCAGCGGUGGCCUGGGGGAGGGGUGCCACAUGCAGAGGGAACAGCAGGUAUAGAACUCUGAGACGGGAACGCACGUUCAGAAAUGAGACCGGGGGCUGAAAGGAGAAAAGCGGAGGUGGACUCCUUUGCUGUGACUCCAAUCUAGUCCCUGUACCCUCACCCCACCCCACCAGCAAAAAAAACAAAAAAACAAAA
Messenger RNA from Gorilla gorilla gorilla (western lowland gorilla), 4850 nucleotides. RefSeq names its product cytochrome P450 family 26 subfamily C member 1 (gene CYP26C1). Gene Ontology annotation, biological process: sterol metabolic process. The transcript has 6 exons. The record is from RefSeq and is a predicted model, not a curated record. The coding region runs from base 467 to 2035 and encodes 522 amino acids. NCBI's taxonomy places the organism in Eukaryota, Metazoa, Chordata, Mammalia, Primates, Hominidae. Gene Ontology annotation, molecular function: monooxygenase activity; oxidoreductase activity, acting on paired donors, with incorporation or reduction of molecular oxygen; iron ion binding.